AUGAUGGAAAGAAUAAGAAAAGAGAUGAUUCUGAUGGAGAGAGGGCUGCACAGCCCCACGGCCGGCAAGCGGUUCUCCAAUUUGUCCGAUUCGGCUGGCAAUGCUGUGCUCGAGGCCCUGGAAAAUUCGCAGCACCCGGCUCGCCUCAGCCCGCGCCUGCCGUCCGCCCCCCUGCACAGCGCUCUGGGAGACCUGCCUGCCAAGGGCAAAUUCGAAAUAGACACUUUGUUCAACCUGCAGCACCCGGGCAGCGAAAGCACCGUCUCCUCCGAAAUCGCCUCCGCAGCCGAAGGCCGUAAAAAGCCGGGUCAUUAUUCAGAGGCGGCCGCCGAGGCGGACAUGAGCAGCGACGUGGAGGUGGGCUGCUCGGCGCUGCGCUCCCCUGGCGGCCUUGCCGCCGCGCCGCUCAAGGAAAACAAUGGCAAAGGGUACGCGGAGAGCGGCUCUGCCGCCGGCACCACGACGUCUGCGUCGGGCUCUGGCCUUGGCAGCCUGCAUGGAGGUGGCGGCAGCGGCGGUGGCGGGGGCGCGGCGCUGGGCGGCUCCGGCUCCGGCGCGGAUCAGGUGCGGCGCUACCGCACGGCGUUCACCCGCGAACAGAUCGCGCGCUUGGAGAAGGAGUUCUACAGGGAGAACUAUGUGUCUCGGCCCCGCCGGUGUGAGCUAGCCGCGGCGCUCAACCUGCCGGAAACCACCAUCAAGGUUUGGUUCCAGAACCGGCGCAUGAAGGACAAGCGGCAGCGCCUGGCUAUGUCGUGGCCGCACCCGGCCGACCCCAGCUUCUACACCUACAUGAUGACGCACGCGGCCGCCACCGGAAGUCUGCCCUACCCCUUCCACUCGCACGUGCCGCUGCACUACUACCCGCACGUGGGUGUCACGGCUGCAGCCGCGGCGGCCGCGGCCUCCGGCGCAGCGGCCGCGGCCUCGUCGCCCUUCGCCACGUCCAUCCGUCCGCUGGACACCUUCCGUGCCCUGUCGCACCCUUACUCGAGGCCGGAGCUGUUGUGCAGCUUCCGCCACCCGGGCCUCUACCAGACGCCAGCGGCCGCCGCGGGGCUCAACAGUGCGGCCUCCGCAGCAGCGGCUGCUGCGGCAGCAGCGGCUGCGGCCUCCUCGGCCGCGGCGGCCGGGGCGCCCCCCAGCGGCGGCUCCGCGCCCUGCUCGUGCCUCAGUUGCCACAGCAGUCAAUCCGCCGCCGCGGCCGCGGCAGCCGCCGCCGCGGCCCUGGGCUCCCGGGGCGGUGGCGGCGGCGGGGGUGGAGGCGGAGGCGGCGCAGGGGCCGCCGGGGGCUCGGACUUCGGCUGCAGCGCCGCGGCGCCUCGCUCCGAGAGCGGCUUCCUGCCCUACUCAGCGGCUGUGCUUAGCAAGACCGCCGUGAGCCCGCCGGACCAGAGGGACGAGGCGCCGCUCACCAGAUAA
Messenger RNA from Lutra lutra (Eurasian river otter), 1422 nucleotides. It is a transcript of the gene EVX2, whose product is annotated as even-skipped homeobox 2. Gene Ontology annotation, biological process: regulation of transcription by RNA polymerase II. The record is from RefSeq and is a predicted model, not a curated record. Gene Ontology annotation, cellular component: nucleus. Lineage: Eukaryota; Metazoa; Chordata; Mammalia; Carnivora; Mustelidae. Gene Ontology annotation, molecular function: DNA-binding transcription factor activity, RNA polymerase II-specific; RNA polymerase II cis-regulatory region sequence-specific DNA binding.